AUGAAUUCAUCGAAAUAUAUUGAAAUACUUGAUGCGAAUUUAAUGUUGGUAUUCAACUUAUUGCCAGCUUCAUGUUGUCGACGAAUAAUUUUCCAACAUGAUAACGCCAAACCACAUGUGUCGGCAAAAACAAAAGCAUAUUUGAAGAAAAAUCGAAUAAAUGUAUUACUGUGGUCAGCAAAUUCACCGGAUAUUAACAUGAUAGAGAAUGUUUGGUCGAUUAUUGACGAUAAAUUAUUAAAAUAUUCCAUAUCCAGUACUGAACAAUUAAAAAAUGCUAUGAUCAAAAUAUGGAAUGAAAUUUCUAUUGAAACGAUUAAAAAACUUUAUUCAUCUGUACCAGAUAGAUUAGAACAAGUUAUUCAACGUAAAGGUUUUUCUUGUAGCUCAUAA
Messenger RNA from Rotaria sp. Silwood2, 393 nucleotides. The record is from the annotation of a GenBank genome assembly. Lineage: Eukaryota; Metazoa; Rotifera; Eurotatoria; Philodinida; Philodinidae.